CCUUUGCAAUACUCAUCUCAGUGGUUGGCCUUCUGUGGGUGAGCAGCGCAGGAUCUAGGCUGAAGCCCUGAGGCUUCAGUGACAAAAUCUGUUUUUCAUAAUGCGAUCUGUCUUAAUUGUCCUCAAGAAUUAGUAUUUGAGUGCUCUCUAGAUUCUCCUUUGUCACCCUUCCUUUCUUCCUUCCUUCCUUCCUUUCUUCCUUCUUUCCUUCGUUCUCUCCUUCCUUCUUUUCUUUCUUUUUUUGAGACGGAGUCUUGCUCUGUCGCCCAGGCUGGAGUUUGGUGGCACGAUAUCAGCUCACUGCAACAUCCACCUCCCGGGUUCAAGCGAUUCUCCUGUCUCAGCCUUUGGAGUAGCUGGGACUACAGGCGCGCACCACCACGCCCAACUAAUUUUUGUAUUUUUAGUAGAGACAGGGUUUCACCAUGUUGGCCAGGCUGGCCUCAAACUCCUGACCUCAAGUGAUCUGCCCGCCUCAACCUCCCAAAGUGCUGGGAUUACAGGUGUGAGCCACCGCGCCCGGCCGUCACUUUUCUUCAAUCUCACUGGUGCUCGCGAGCUGAAGGGUCAGGACGGACUAGAGGCAAGCAAUCCCGGUGGCACCAGGCAUUCCCCGACCCGCCCGGGUCGCCAGCUGCACGGACCCUGGGCAGAUGCGCGCAGCGGCUGCGGCACAGGGCGGGGAGCGGCUGCUCGGCCCCAUCCUAAGGCAGCAGAAUGCCCAGAGCUGGUCCCUGGCUCCGGGCGCAGGCCGAGUAGGAGCUGGGCGGGCAGCGGCGUCGGGCAGGCCCUUCCAGCCGGGCUGACAGGCCUCUCUGACCCAGCCAUCAGACUCCGCUUGCGUCCUGGCAGCGCGGACCCUAGGGCAACUUCGCUGCAGUGGCCAAGCCGGGGGCGGAACUGGCCUGUACCCCUGAACCGAGCAAGCCUAGGAGCAGGUGCGCCGGCGGCGCUGUGAAGCGGCACUCAUGACAGGCAGGCUGGGCGCCGCCACCCCGAAACCUCCCAGGGAGGACCAGCCAGCCCAGGUUGGCGCUGGCGCCACCAGCAGGCCAAGGAGUCUUUUUCUGGGAGGCUGGAGCUGCAGCGCCACCUGCAGGCCAAGGAGUCUUUUUCUGGGAGGCUGGAGCUGCAGCGCCACCUGCAGGCCAAGGAGUCUUUUUCUGGGAGGCUGGAGCUGCAGUUGCAGUGAAGUCACAGGUUCCGUGACGUCACAGGUGGGCAGGCGCACUGGUCUGUAACGGAUUGGCUUGGCCUUAUCCGCGAGGCUUUGCGGUGGCUGCUUGGCUUGGCGGUGGUCGCUUGGCUUGGCGUGGCAGUGAUCGCUUGGCUUGGCAUUUCUGGCUUGGUGGUCCUCCUUUCGCAGAUUGGAAACCGCGGGCUAUCCUGCUGGGAGGUUGUGGCCGAGGCAGUAGCUCGCUACUGAUGGCCUCCUGGGGUGGAGAAAAGCGGGGAGGGGCUGAGGGGUCUCCGAAGCCGGCAGUCUACGCCACGAGGAAGACCCCUAGCGUCGGGAGCCAGGGGGACCAGUGGUACUUGGGCUACCCGGGAGACCAGUGGUCCUCGGGCUUCUCCUACAGCUGGUGGAAACACAGCGUCGGCAGCGAGAGCAAGCACGGUGAGGGCGCCUUAGACCAGCCCCAGCACGAUGUCCGCCUGGAAGCUCCUGGCGAGCUCCACAGAGCUGCCCGGUCGGGCGACGUCCCUGGGGUGGAGCACGUCUUGGCUCCUGGAGACACUGGCGUGGACAAGAGGGAUAGGAAGAAGAGCAUUCAGCAACUAGUUCCUGAAUAUAAGGAAAAACAGACACCUGAAAGUCUUCCUCAAAAUAACAAUCCAGAUUGGCAUCCUACUAAUUUGACCCUUAGUGAUGAGACUUGUCAGAGAUCCAAGAAUCUGAAAGUUGAUGAUAAAUGUCCAUCUGUAUCACCAUCAAUGCCUGAAAAUCAGUCAGCAACCAAAGAACUGGGACAGAUGAACUUAACAGAACGAGAAAAGAUGGACACUGGAGUUGUACUUCUCUCAGGGAAUGAUACUCUCCAUGACCUGUGCCAAUCACAGCUACCAGAAAACAAAGAGAGCAAAGAAGCAGAACAAGACUUGGAGCUGACAUCAGAGGAAGAGCAAGAAAGACUUAAAGGAUGCGAAAAUAAGCAGCCACAGAAAACGUCUCAAGAACCAGAAAUGGCUAAGGAUUGUGAUAGAGAGGAUAUACCUGUAUAUCCAGUACUUCCUCAUGUGCAAAAAUCUGAGGAAAUGUGGAUUGAACAAGGCAAAUUAGAGUGGAAAAACCAAUUAAAACUCAUCAUAAAUGAGUUAAAGCAGAGGUUUGGUGAAAUUUAUGAAAAAUACAAAAUUCCGGCUUGUCCUGAGGAAGAGCCACUACUUGAUAACUCUACAAGAGGAACAGACGUAAAGGAUAUUCCCUUUAAUUUGACAAAUAACAUACCUGGUUGUGAGGAAGAAGAUGCAUCUGAAAUAUCUGUCUCAGUGGUAUUCGAGACAUUUCCUGAACAAAAAGAACUCAGUCUCAAAAAUAUCAUCCAUCCAUACUAUCAUCCGUACUCUGGGUCCCAAGAACAUGUUUGCCAGUCAUCUUCUAAGCUUCAUUUACAUGCAAAUAAAUUAGACUGCGACAAUGAUAACAAACCAGGCAUUGGACAUAUUUUUAGUACAGAUAAGAACUUUCAUAAUGAUGCAAGCACUAAGAAAGCAAGGAACCCAGAAGUGGUUACGGUUGAAAUGAAAGAAGACCAAGAGUUUGAUUUGCAAAUGACAAAAAAUAUGAACCAAAAUAGUGACAGUGGCAGUACAAAUAACUAUAAAAGCCUGAAACCUAAAUUAGAAAAUCUGAGUUCUUUACCACCAGAUUCUGACAGAACAUCAGAAGUAUAUCUACAUGAAGAAUUACAGCAAGACAUGCAAAAGUUUAAGAAUGAGGUCAACACAUUAGAAGAGUUCCUGGCUUUGAAGAAAGAAAAUGUUCAACUUCAUAAAGAGGUUGAAGAAGAAAUGGAGAAGCACAGAAGUAAUAGCACAGAAUUAUCAGGAACCCUAACUGAUGGUACUACUGUUGGCAAUGAUGAUGAUGGACUAAAUCAGCAGAUUCCUAGGAAGGAAAAUGGAGAGUAUGACAGGCCUGCAGAUAAAACAUCUAAUGAAAAGAACGAGGUCAAAAACCAAAUAUAUCCUGAGGCUGACUUUGCUGACUCAGUGGAGCCAUCUGAAAUAGCCUCAGAGGAUUGUGAAUUGUCUCACUCUGUUUAUGAGAAUUUUAUGUUGCUGAUUGAACAACUUAGAAUGGAGUAUAAAGAUUCUGCUAGCCUACCAAGAAUCCAAGACACAUUUUGUUUGUGUGAACACUUACUGAAACUUAAGAAUAAUCACUGUGACCAACUUACAGUAAAACUUAAACAAAUGGAAAAUAUGGUCAGUGUACUACAAAAUGAGCUAUCUGAAACAAAAAAGACAAAAUUACAGUUAGAACUUCAAAAAAUUGAAUGGGAGAAAGAGCUGUACGAUUUGAGACUUGCCUUAAAACAAGAAAAUGAGGAGAAAAGAAAUGCCGAUAUGUUGUAUAAUAAAGGUAGUGAACAGUUAAGAAUAAAAGAAGAGGAGUGUGGGAAAGUGGUUGAAACAAAGCAACAACUUAAAUGGAAUCUGAGAAGACUUGCUAAGGAAUUGAGGACAGUAAGAAAUAACUUGGAUCUGGUUGUGCAGGAGAGAAACGAUGCCCAGAAGCAACUUUCUGAAGAACAGGAUGCCAGAAUAUUACAAGAUCAGAUUCUGACGAGUAAACAAAAGGAACUAGAAAUGGCUCAAAAGAAAAUGAAUUCUGAGAUUUCUCAUAGGCAUCAGAAAGAAAAGGAUCUCUUUCAUGAAAAUUGCAUGUUGCAGGAAGAAAUUGCCUUGCUGAGACUGGAAAUAGAUACAAUAAAAAAUAAGAACAAGCAAAAGGAAAAGAAAUAUUUUGAGGACAUUGAGGUUGUGAAAGAAAAGAAUGAUAACCUUCAAAAAAUUAUAAAACUAAAUGAGGAAACAUUAACCGAAACAAUACUCCAGUACAGUGGACAGCUGAACAAUCUGACAGCUGAGAACAAAAUACUCAAUUCUGAACUGGAGAAUGGGAAACAGAACCAAGAAAGACUAGAAAUAGAAAUGGAAUCAUACCGUUGUAGACUGGCUGCUGCUGUACGUGACUGUGAUCAAAGUCAGACAGCAAGAGACCUAAAACUUGAUUGCCAGAGAACAAGACAAGAGUGGGUUCGUUUACAUGACAAAAUGAAGGUUGAUAUGUCUGGCCUACAAGCUAAGAAUGAGAUUCUUUCUGAAAAACUUUCUAAUGCUGAAAGUAAAAUUAACAGCCUACAAAUUCAGCUCUAUAACACAAGAGAUGCUCUUGGAAGAGAGAGUUUGAUUUUGGAACGUGUGCAAAGAGACCUCAGCCAAACACAGUGUCAGAAGAAAGAAACUGAACAAAUGUACCAAAGCAAACUGAAGAAAUACAUUGCCAAGCAGGAAUCUGUAGAGGAGAGAUUAUCUCAACUACAAAGUGAAAAUAUGUUGCUUCGACAGCAACUGGAUGAUGCUCACAAGAAAGCUAACAGUCAAGAAAAGACAAUCAGUACUAUCCAAGACCAGUUUCAUUCUGCUGCCAAAAAUCUUCAAGCUGAGAGUGAAAAGCAGAUUCUUUCACUACAAGAGAAGAACAAGGAGCUGAUGGAUGAAUAUAAUCAUUUAAAAGAAAGAAUGGAUCAAUGUGAGAAAGAGAAAGCAGGAAGAAAAAUUGACCUUACAGAAGCACAGGAAACUGUACCUUCACGAUGUCUACAUCUGGAUGCAGAGAAUGAAGUUCUUCAACUUCAACAGACAUUAUUCUCUAUGAAAGCAAUACAAAAGCAAUGUGAAACACUACAGAAGAAUAAGAAGCAGCUGAAACAAGAAGUAGUAAACCUCAAAAGUUAUAUGGAAAGAAAUAUGUUAGAACGUGGUGAAGCUGAAUGGCAUAAACUGUUGAUUGAAGAAAGAGCAAGGAAGGAGAUAGAAGAAAAAUUAAACGAAGCCAUUCUCACCUUGCAGAAACAAGCAGCAGUAUCUCAUGAACAGUUAGUACAGUUAAGGGAGGAUAAUACUACUUCAAUAAAAACUCAGAUGGAACUCAGAAUCAAAGAUCUGGAAUCUGAAAUCUCCAGAAUGAAAACUUCACAAGCCGACUUUAAUAAAACCGAAUUGGAAAGAUAUAAGGAACUCUACCUAGAAGAAGUAAAAGUUAGAGAAUCCUUGUCAAAUGAACUCAGUAGAACUAAUGAGAUGAUAGCAGAGGUCAGUACGCAACUUACUGUGGAGAAAGAGCAGACCAGAUCCAGAUCUCUAUUCACUGCUUAUGCUACAAGGCCAGUCCUAGAGUCACCUUGCGUUGGAAAUCUUAAUGCUAGUGAAGGUCUCAACAGAAAACAUAUUCCAAGAAAAAAGAGGUCUGCUCUUAAGGACAUGGAGAGCUACUUGUUGAAGAUGCAGCAGAAGUUGCAAAAUGAUCUAACUGCAGAAGUAGCAGCUGCUACUAAAUAUGAACCUGGAUCCAAUAUAGCUUCUCCUCUAGGAUUUACACACAAGGAAAAUCUGAAUCAAGAUCCAGUUUUGGAAGUAACAAAAGAAUAUGCACAGAUUUUAAGAAGAAAAUACAUACUCUGAAAGAUAAGGCAAUUUUAUUUGGGCUAUUCACAUGAUAUUUUGUUUCCCAUUAAAUAUAUGAUGUGAACAUUUUUACUAAAGGGAAAUAUUCUAUAUUAUACAUGUCUGAUGAAAAUUUAUAUAGUAUUUUAAAUAAUGUUUCUUGGCCUCUUCAGCUAACUUUUAAAUAGAUUUUGCAAAUGAAAACCAGUAUUACUGAGUUUUACAUACUCGAACUGCCCAAAUGUUAGCUGUUUAAACAGCCAAAUAAUCAAGUUGCCAUUAAUAAUUUAGUGGAGCCAAUUGAUGGCUUGUUUGUAUUUUAUAAUUUUAUCUUUAUACAUAGUGAUAGAUUUAAGUUUAGAUAGACAUCAUUUUGGUAUACUGGUACUGUGGUCAUUGUCAAUGUUUGGAUGUAUUACAAUUGUUAUAGUGCAAUCGAACUUAGAUAAUUUUAAUUUUAAGCACUAAUUUAUUUAGAUCUUUCCUUGUGGAAAAAUAAGGUUUGCCUAAGGCUUUUUGCUUUUUUAUUUAUUGUUUCAUUUCUUUAUUAGAUUAACUUUUGGGAAACAGUCUUAAAAUUGGAGAAAAUUUCCACAUUUUAGGAAAAACAACUUUCCCCCUGUGGGCCAUUUGAGAGUAAAUUGCUGACAUUAUGCCAUCACAUCUGGUAUGUGGGUAUUCCCACAAGUCAGGACAUUUUAUAUAACUACUUCAUAAUCAGAAAGUUAACAUCAAUACACUUGUUUAACAUUUAAUUCUCAGUUUCUUUUCAAGUUUUCUUAAUUGUCUAUAAUGUUCUUUGUAGCAGAAGGAUCCCAUUCAGGUCCAUGAAUUUCAUUUAGUUGUCAUGACUCUUUCAGUCUGGAACAGUUCCUCAAUUUUUCUUUGACCUUUAUGACCUUAAAUCUUUUGAAGAGUAAAGUCCAAUAAUACAGAAUGUCCCUCCAUUGGAUUUCUCCGAAUUUUUUUUAUGAUAAGAUUUAGAUGAUAAUUUUUUUUUUUGGCAAGAGUAUCACAGAAGUUAUCCCAUGAUCUUCUCACUGCAUUCUAUCAGGUGACCUGCAAUUAUUAGUAUUUUUUAUUUUCAUCUUUUAAGUUCAGGGGUACAUGUGCAGGAUGUGCAGGAUGUCCAGGUUUGUUACAUAGGUAAAUAUGUGCCAUGGUGGUUUGCUGCACAGAUCAUCCCAUCACCUAGGUAUUAAUAAUAGCCCAGCAUCCAUUAGCUGUUCUUCACGAUGCUCUCCCUUCUCUCACCCGCCACCAUCCCACAUGCCCCUGUGUGUGUUGUUCCCCGCCAUGUGUCCAUGUGUUCUCAUUAUUCAGCUCCCACUUGUAAGUGAGAGCAUGCAGUAUUUCAUUUUAUAUUUCUGCGUUGGUUUGCUGAGGAUAAUGCUCUGCAGCUCCACCCAUGUCCCUGCAAAGGACAUGUCUCAUUCCUUUUCAUGGCUGCAUAGUAUUCCAUGGUGUAUAUGUACCACAUUUUCUUUAUCCAGUUUAUCAUUGAUGGGCUUUUAGGUUGAUUCUUUGUCUUUGCUGUUGUGAAUAGUGCUGCAAUGAACAUACGUGUGCAUGUAUCUUUAUACUAGAAUUAGUUAUAUUCCUUUGGGUAUAUACCAAGUAAUGGGAUUGCUGGGUUAAAUGGUAUUUCAGGUUCUAGAUCUUUGAGGAAUCACCACACUGUCUUCCACACUGGUUGAACUAAUUUACACUCCUAUCAACAGUGUAAAAGCAUUCCUGUUUCUCCAUAAUCUUGCCAGCAUCUUUUCAUUUUUUUGAAUUAUAGCCAUUCUGACUGUUGUGAGAUGGUGUCUCAUUGUGGUUUUGAUUUGCAUUUCUCAGAUGAUCAGUGAUGUUGAGGUUUUUUUGUUUGUUGGCUGCAUGUAUGCCUUCUUUUGAAAAGUGUCUGUUUGUGUCCUUUGACCACUUUCUAAUGGGGUUGAGUUUUUUUUUCUUGUAAAUUUGUUUAAGUUCCUUGUAGAUGCUGGAUAUUAGACCUUUGUCAGAUGGAUAGAGUGCAAAAAUUUUCUCCCAUUCUGUAGGUUGUCGGUUUACUCUGUUGAUAGGUUCUCAAUGCUGUGCAGAAGCUCUUUAGUUUAUUUAGAUCCCAUUUGUCAAUUUUGGCUUUUGUUGCAAUUGCUUUUGGCAUCUUCGUCAUGAAAUCUUUGCCCUUGCCUGUGUCCUGAAUGGCAUUGCCUAGGUUUUCUUCCAGGAUUUUUAUAGUUUUGGGUUGUAGAUUUAAGUCUUUAAUCCAUCUUGAGUUAACUUUUGUAUAUGGGUUAAGGAAGGGGUCCAGUUUCAAUUUGCUGCAUGUGGCUAGCCAGUUCUCCCAGCACCAUUUAUUAAAUAGGGAAUCUUUUCCCCAUUGCUUCCUUUUGUCAGGUUUGUCAAAGAUCACAUGGUUGUAGGUGUGUGGUCUUAUUUCUGGGUUCUCUAUUCUGUUCCAUUGGUCUAUGUGUCAGUUCUUGUGCCAGCACCACGCUGUUUUGGUUACUGUAGUCUUGUAGUAUAUUUUGAAGCUGGGUAGCAUGAUGCCUCUAGCUUUGCUCUUCUUGCUUAGGAUUGUCUUGGCUAUUUGGGCUCUUUUUUGGUUCCAUAUGAAUUUUAAAAUAGCUUUUUCUAGGUCUUAAAGAAUGUCAAUAGUAGUUUAAUGGGCCUAGCAUUUAAUUUACAGAUUGCCUUGGGCAGUGUGGUCAUUUUCACGAUAUUGAUCCUUCCUGUCUGUGAGCAUAUGUUUUUCCAUUUGUUUGUGUCAUCUUUGAUUUCUUUGAAUAAUGGUUUAUAGUUAUCCUUGAAAAGGUCCUUCACUUUUCUUGUUAGCUGUAUUCCUAGGUAUUAUACUCUUCUUGUGGCAAUUGUGAAUGGGAGUUAAUUCAUGAUUUUUCUCUCGGCUUGCCUGUUGUUGGUGUAUAGGAAUGCUAGUGACUUUUGCACAUUGAUUUUGUAUCCUGAGACUUUGUUGAAGUUGCUUAUCAGCUAAGAAGUUUUUGAGCUGAGAUGAUGGAGUUUUCUAGAUAUAGGAUCAUAUCAUCUGCAAACAAAGAUAGUUUGACAUCCUGUCUUCCUAUUUGAAUAGCUUUUCUUUCUUUCUCUUGCCUGAUUGCCUUGGUGAGAAUUUCUAAUACUGUGUUGAAUAGGAGUGGUGAGAGAGGGCAUCUUUGUCUUGUGUCAGUUUUCAAGGGAAUGCUUCCAGGUUUUCAGGUACUCAGGCAACAAAUAGCGUUAAGAAUAGAAUAGUACCUCACAACUCAAUGCUAAUGUUGAAUGUAAAUGGCCUAAAUGCUCCACUUAAAAGAUAUAGAAUGGCAGAAUGGGUAAGAAUUCACCAACCAAGUUGCUGCUGUCUUCAGGAGACUCACCUAACACAUACAGACUCACAUAAACUUAAGGCAAAGGGUUGGAAAAAGACACUUCGUCUAAAUGGACACAUCAAAAGCAAGCAGGAGUAGCUGUUCUUAUAUCAGACAAAAUGGACUUUAAGACAACAGCAGUUUUAAAAAGACAAAGAGGGACAUUAUAUAAUGAUAAGAGGACUAGUUCAACAGGAAAAUAUCACAGUCCUAAAUAUAUAUGCACCUAAUACUGGAGAUCCCAAAUUUAUAAAACAAUUACUACUAGACAUAAGAAAUGAGGUAGUUGGCAACACAAUAAUAGUGGGGGAUGUUAAUACUCCGCUGGCAGCACUAGGCAGAUCACCAAGACAGAAAGUCAACAAAGAAACAAUGGACUUAAACUAUACCCUAGAACAAAUGGACUUAACAGAUACUUACAGAACAUUCUACCCAACAAGCAUAGAAUAUACAUUGUAUACAUCAGAACACGGGACAUUCUCAAAAAUAGACCAUAUUAUAGGGCACAAAACAAGUCUCAGUAAAUUUAAGAAAAUCAGAAUUAUAUCAAGUACUCUCUCAGACUACAGUGGAAUAAAAUUGGAAAUUAAUUCCAAAAGGAACACUCAAAAGCAUGCAAAUACAUGGUAAUUAAAUAACCUACUCCUGAAUGAUUGUUGGGUCAACAAUGAUAUCAAGAGGGAAAUUUAAAAAUUCUUUGAACUGAACGAUAAUAGUGACACAACCUAUCAAAAACUCUGGGAUACAGCAAAAGUGGAGCUAAGAAGAAAAUUCAUAGCAUUAAAUGCCUGUAUCAAAAAGUCUGAAAGAGCACAAAUAAACAAUCUAAGGUCACACCUCACAGAAUUGGAGAAACUAGAACAGUCCAAAUCCAAACCCAGCAGAAGAAAAGAAAUAACAAAAUCAGAACAAAACUAAAUGGAAUUGAAACAAAAAAAUACAACAGAUAAAUGAAACAAAAAGCUGGUUCUUUGAAAAGAUAAAUAAAAUUGAUAAGCAUUAGCAAGACUAAUCAAGAAAAGAAGAGAGAAGAUCCAAAUAAGCUCUAUUAGAAAUGAAAUGGGAGAUAUUACCACUGAUACCACAGAAAUACAAAAGAUUAUUCAAGACUACUAUGAACAUCUUCACAUCCAUAAACUAGAAAACCUACAGGAGAUCGAUAAAUUCCUGGAAAUAUACAACCCUCCUGGAUUAAAUUAGGAAGAUAUAGAAACUCUGAACAGACCAAUCAGAAGCAGCAAGAUUGAAAAUGGUAAUUUAAAAAUUGCCAACAACAAAAAAGUCCAGGACCAGAUGGAUUCACACCUGAAUUCUAUCAGACAUUCAAAGAAUUGGUACCCAUCCUAUUAACACUAUUUCACAGGAUAGAGAAAGAGAAAUCUUCCCUAAAUCAUUUGAUGAAACCAAAAUCACCAUGAUAUGGUUUGGCUCUGUGUCCCCACCCAAAUCUCAUCUUGUAGCUCCCAUAAUUCCCACAUGUUGUGAGAAGGACCCAGUAGGAGAUGAUUGAAUCAUGAGGGCGGGUCUUUUCCAUGCUGUUCUCAUGACAGUGAGUGAGUGUCACAAGAUCUGAUGGUUUUAAAAACAGGACUUUCUCUACACAAGCUCUUUCUUUUUGCCUGCUGCCAUCCACGUAGGAUGUGACUUGCUCUUCCUUGACUCCACCAUGACUUUGAGGCCUCCCCAAAUAUGUGGAACUGUAAGUCAAAUAAACCUCUUUCUUUUGUAAAUUGCCCAGUCUCAGGUAUGUCUUUAUCAGCAGUGUGAAAAUGGACUAAUACACACCCUAAUACUGAAACAGACUAAUAGACACUCUAAUACCAAAAGCAAGGAAGGACAUAAUGAGAAAAGAAAGCUACAGACCAACAUCCCUGAUGAACAGAGAUGCAGUAAUCCUCAAAAAAAUACUAGCUAGCUGAAUCUAACAACAUAUCAAAAAGAUAAUCCAUCAUGAUCAAGUGGGUUUCAUACCAGGGAUGCAGGGAUGGUUUAACAUCUACAAGUCAAUAAAUGCGAUACACUACAUAAACAGAAUUAAAAAACAAAAGUCACAUGAUCAUCUCAAUAGAUGCAGAAAAACCACUUGAGAAAAUCCAGCAUCCUUAUUUUAUUAAGACCCUCAGCAAAAUCAGCAUAGAAGGGACAUACAUUAAGGUAACAAAAGCCAUCUAUGACAAACCCACAGCCAGCAUUAUACUGAACAGGGAAAAGUUGAAAGCAUUCCUCCUGAAAACUGGAAGAAGACAAGAUUGCCCACUUUCUCCACUUCUAUUCAACAUGGUACUGGAAGUUCUAGCCAGAGCAAUCAGACAAGAGAAAGAAAUCAAGGGCAUCCAAAGUGGUAAAGAAGAAGUCUGCCUAUUGCUGUUUCCCAAUGAUGUGAUUGUAUACCUAGAAAACCCUAAAGACUCAUCCAAAAAGCUUCUAGAACUGGUAAAUGCAUUCAGCAAAGUUUCAGGAUACAGAGUUACACACAAGUGUGCACAAAUCCGUAGCUGUGCUAUACACCUUCAGCGACCAAGCCAAGAAUCAAAUCAAUAACUCAACCCUUUUUACAAUAGCUACAAAUAAUAAUAAUAAUAAUAAAAUACUUAGGAAUAUUCCUAACCAAGGAGGUGAAAGAUCUCUGCGUGGAAAACUACAAAACACUACUGAAAGAAAUCACAGAUGACACAAACAAAUGGCAGCACAUCCCAUGCUCAUGCAUGGGUAGAAUCAAUAUUGUGAAAAUGACCAUACUGCCAAAAGCAAUCUACAAAUUUAAUCCAAUUCCCAUCAAAAUACCACCAUCAUUCUUUACAAAAUGAUGAAAAAUAAUCCCAGAAUUCAUAUGGAACCAAAAAAGAGCCUACA
Messenger RNA from Gorilla gorilla gorilla (western lowland gorilla), 11873 nucleotides. RefSeq names its product coiled-coil domain-containing protein 144A-like. The record is from RefSeq and is a predicted model, not a curated record. Lineage: Eukaryota; Metazoa; Chordata; Mammalia; Primates; Hominidae.